Molecule: messenger RNA, 8490 nt
Organism: Monopterus albus (swamp eel)
Lineage: Eukaryota; Metazoa; Chordata; Actinopteri; Synbranchiformes; Synbranchidae
Gene: plcb3
Product: phospholipase C, beta 3 (phosphatidylinositol-specific)
Exons: 34
Coding region: 640-4416 (1258 amino acids)
Biological process (GO): release of sequestered calcium ion into cytosol; phosphatidylinositol-mediated signaling; lipid catabolic process
Cellular component (GO): cytoplasm
Molecular function (GO): phosphatidylinositol-4,5-bisphosphate phospholipase C activity; calmodulin binding; calcium ion binding
Source: RefSeq, a predicted model, not a curated record
UUUUACAAAAACUCUGACUCCCUCCCUCCACCUAUUUCUCAUUCACUCAGCGUUAUCUGUAGCUGCCCUUCUCUCCCACAGUUCCCUCUCGGAAACGUCUCUCUUGUUUUUUCAACUAGAAAACAUGCAGGGGGCAGAAGAGGAGGAGAAAAGAAGAAACGCGUCGGAGGCGACAAGAGAGGGAGGAAGCAGAGAAAGUUGGUAGAGGAGCGAGAGGAGGAGAGGUCGGCCAGAUGGGAAGAAGGAAAGAAAGGAUCUCUCCGUGGGCACAAGUGCGCAAUUAAAGGAUUCUGCACGAACAAUCAGAUUAUAUGAAUUAAAUUCUGUAAUUAGAAGGGGAAUUAUAGGCGCGCCACCGCGUCGCGUGGACGUGGACAAGACAGCGCGCACUGAAACUGCCAAGUCCUUUCUCUCUGUGGAUUUUACUCCUCAUGUUCUUCAAACUCUCGGAGAUGUUCGCUGGAUUCAAAGUCGGUGUCUGAAAACCUCAGCUCCCCGGGUCCUUCAAUUAACUUUCUCCCCGGAAAAGGAGCUCCGCGGUGGAAGUGGAGGAAGGAGGAGCGCGUUGUUCUUUCCGAGGAGUCCUGUUCGCCGUAGCCGGGGUUUAGGCGUUGGCACCCGGGAGGGGAGUACCUCGCCAUGGCCGGGGCCAAGCCAGGAGUCCACGCGCUGCAGCUCAAACCCGUGUCCGUCCACCAAGCGCUCAUGAGGGGGGGCAAAUUCAUCAAAUGGGACGAGGAUCCCAACAGCGGGCCUCCCACCCUGGUAACCCUGAAAGUUGACCCAGGUGGAUUCUUCCUCUACUGGACUGGAGGGUCCAACCUGGACGUGGAGAUUCUGGACAUCAGCACCAUCAGGGACACCAGAACAGGAAAGUACGCCAAACAACCAAAGGAUCCAAAGGUGCGGGAGGUGCUGGGUUUCGGUAAGGCUGACAACGCAGAACGGAAGCUAGUAUCUGUCGUCUAUGGCAAUGACCUGGUCAACAUAUCCUAUCUCAACUUCCAGGCUAUGCAGGAAGAUACAGCCAAGAUCUGGACAGAUGAGCUAUUCACGUUGGCCACAAACAUACUUUCCCAGAAUGCAUCACGGAACACUUUCCUCCUCAAAGCGUACACUAAGUUAAAGUUGCAGGUGAAUCAGGAUGGGAAGAUUCCAUCGAAGAAUAUUCUCAAGAUGUUUUCAGAUAAGAAGCGAGUGGAGAUGGCUUUGGAGCAGUGUGGCCUCGUCAAUAACAGGUCAGAGGGAAUAAAGCCAGACGAUUUCACGUGGGAUGUCUUCCAGAAAUUUCUCGACAGCCUCUGUCUCCGGCCUGAGAUACAAAGCAUCUUUGAGGAAAGUGGCUCCAAAAGGAAGCCGUUCAUCUCUUUGGACCAGUUAAUGGAUUUCAUCAACGGCAGGCAGAGAGACUCCAGACUGAACGAGGUGCUGUAUCCCCCGCUGAAGAGAGAGCAGGUCCGACAGAUUAUGGAGAAAUAUGAGACCAACACUAGCCAGCUGGAGAGAGACCAGAUCAGUUUGCAGGGUUUCAGUCGGUAUCUGGGAGGAGAAGAAAACAGUAUUGUACCUCCAGAGAGGCUGGAUCUCAUCGACGAUAUGAACCAACCGCUGUCUCAUUACUUUGUCAACUCCUCACACAACACAUACCUCACAGUUGGACAGCUGACUGGUCUAUCUUCAGUGGAGAUGUACAGGCAGGUGCUGCUGACCGGCUGUCGCUGUGUGGAGCUGGACUGCUGGAAGGGUCAGCCAAAAGACGAGGAGCCCUACAUCACCCACGGGUUCACCAUGACCACUGAGAUCUCCUUCAAGGAGGUGAUUGAAGCAAUAGCAGAAAGUGCUUUCAAGACCUCUCCAUACCCCGUCAUUCUAUCCUUUGAAAACCACGUAGAUUCGGCCAAGCAGCAGGCCAAGAUGGCAGAGUACUGCAGGACCAUCUUUGGAGACGCCCUACUCAUUGAUCCACUGGACAAAUAUCCAUUGGUCCCAGGCCAGCUGCUCCCCUCACCUCAAGAGAUGCUGGGAAAGAUUCUCAUUAAAAACAAGAAAAAGCACCAUUACCACCGACCAUCAAGUGGUGGGAGCAUACGACGCAGGGAGCUGGGGGAGCAGCCGUCACCCAACAAUGACUGUCCUUUGACAGACAAUGAGGGAAACCAGCUUCUGUCCAAUGGGGAGGAGAAGCUGGCUGAGAGGAUGGUCAAAUACUCAGACCCUCGCAAGUCCAUAGGGGGUGAGGGAGAAAGCGAGGAGGAUGAGGAGGAUGAACCGGUGGCGGAGCCGAAAAAGCCAAACACUGAUGAGGGCACAGCCAGCAGUGAAGUGAACGCCACAGAGGAGAUGUCGACUCUUGUCAACUACAUCGAACCUGUCAAAUUCAAGAGCUUUGAGUUGGCAGCCAAGAGGAGGAAGUUCUAUGAGAUGUCAUCGUUUGUAGAGACUAAAGGCAUGGACACCCUGAAGAGCUCCCCUAUCGAGUUUGUCGAGUACAACAAGAACCAGCUGAGCCGAAUCUAUCCUAAAGGCACGAGGGUGGACAGCUCCAACUACAUGCCUCAGCUAUUCUGGAAUGUUGGGUGCCAGAUGGUGGCGCUUAAUUUUCAGAGCCUUGACCUCCCCAUGCAGCUGAACAUGGGGGUGUUUGAGUAUAAUGGCCGCAGCGGCUACCUUCUGAAACCCGAGUUCAUGAGAAGGACGGACAAACACUUUGACCCUUUUACGGAGAACAUAGUAGAUGGGAUUGUCGCCAAUACAGUCAAAAUCAGGGUGAUCUCAGGCCAGUUCCUGACAGAUAAGAAGGUGGGCGUGUAUGUGGAAGUGGACAUAUUUGGACUUCCUACUGAUACAAAGAGGAAAUACAGAACCAAAACAUCCAAUGGGAAUUCGCUAGACCCUGUAUGGGAUGAUGAAAUGUUUGUCUUCAAUAAGAUCGUCCUCCCUACACUGGCCUCCUUGAGGAUAGCGGUGUUUGAAGAAAACGGCAAGUUUAUUGGCCACCGGAUCCUCCCUGUGUCAGCUAUUAGACCUGGCUACCACUACAUCAACCUGAAGAAUGAGCUGAACCAGCUUCUGCUGCUGCCCUCCCUGCUGGUUUACACUGAGGUUCUUGAUGAAUGCAUAUGCGUGCUUUCAGAGUACGCAGAGGCCCUGACCAAUCCCAUUAAGCACAUCAGUCAGCUGGACAAGAGAGAGAGACAGCUGGCUGUUCUUUUUGAGGACAAUAGUGAGCGUGCUCCCAACCAUCCCAAAGAGGGAGACAACAAGAAAGAGAGCGACGUCAUUCCGGGAGGUCGACUCCCCUCCACCUUCUACACCCUUCCCCCUUCAUCUUUAGAUGAUGCCCCUGACAUCAUCAAGUUACCAGCACCGAGUCACAGGGAGGAUCUCAUAGCCACUGUUCUGACAGAUGUCCAGGUCCACUCUGUAGAGGAGCUGAAGCAACAGAAGAACUAUGUGAAGCUGCUAAAUAAAAAAAGCAAAGACCUCAAAGAGCUGCGUAAGAAACACCUGAAGAAGGUGUGGAAUCUGAGUAAGGAUCAGAAGAAUCGGACCAGUCAGCUUCAGUCUGACACCCAGAGGAGACGCAGUCAGAUGGAGAAACAUCUCAAACGUAGCAUCAAGAAAAAUGAGCCCCAGGAGCCGGUACAGCAUGAGCUGAAUGCUCUGGAUCAGGAGCUUGAGAAGCAGACAGUGCAGCUGAGGGAAUGGCAGAUGCAGGAACUGCUGAAAUUUCGACAAGAGCUUCACUCACUGGAGAGAGAGAUGCAAAAAACACACCUGCAAGAGGCCUUCCAGAAGUUAAAGGAGACGGCCCAUGAAUGUCAAACAGCUCAGCUGAAAAAGCUCAAGGAGACAUGUGAGAGGGAGAAGAAAGAGCUCCAGAGAAUCCUGGACAGGAAGCGACAAAACAGCAUCACUGAAGCCAAGAGCCGUGAGAAAGAAAAGGCUGAAACGGAGCUGAAUGAGAUCAACAGGAAACAUAUUCAAGAUUCUGUCACCUCAAUCCGCAAGUUGGAGGAGGCUCAGAGCAAGAGACAGGACAAGCUGCUGCUGCGGCAGCGGGAGGUGCUGCAGUACAUAGAAGAGGAGCUACCACUGAUGCAGUCUCAGCUAGAGAGGGAUCUGGAAGAAGAGUACCAGCAACUAGCGGAAGAAAUCUGCAACCACCUUCAGCUGAAGCUCCAGAACAAAGGGCUCCAAAAGGACGCCCUUUUCUCACCCUUUUCCAAUCACCGCAGCCCCAGCCCAAGCUCGGGCUCAGGCCCGCCCUCCAACUGCUCCACACCCUCCUACCCGUCAACACCCAAUCGAAGCACCUGGAAUAGUAGCAUGGACAAUAGCACCGCCUCGCUGGCUGAUUCCUCUUCACCAUCCACCACUCCCGUCCUGUCAGAGCCGGAGAUGUCGUUCAGUUAAAAUAAUUUUUUGUAAAAAGGAAAAUACCUGCAUUCAACUGGGGUUUAUAAUGGUCAUAAUGUGUAAUAGUAAUGAUAGAGAUUUACAAAUUUUAUUCCUUUUUUUAUUACAGUUCUUGACUACAAAGCUAUAAUAUUUUUAUUUUGCAGUUUUUAUUUUCUUGUCUAAUUGUCUUGAUUUUACUGUCAUAUCCUGUCUUUUUAUGUUCACACAGUUUUGCUAAAGCUAUCUGUUUGUAAGCUUUAAACUCGUUUUUACCUUUGAAAGCUUUACCUUGUGCAGAUGGAGCAGCCCGGUGUGAAAACAUCUGCCUUUGUUAAGAAAACUUAGCAACAUACAUACAGCUGGAGCAACCAGUCACCAUGAGAGUAAGAAACACAAAUUCUCACUACAGAUUUUUGAUAUUUUAUUUGUAGCAACAUGUGACCAGUGACAAUUCAUAUUUGCUUUCUUACCCAUAAAGAGAUGAAAACCUAAACAACACAGCCUGUGGAGAUGUGUGAGUGCUACAAAUGCAUGUCAAAAACCACACAUUUAUUCCACUUUUGCAAGUAAAAAUGAACAGCACUAGAGAAGUAUUUACCAGAAAACAUGUGGUCUGAAUUUAUACAAAAAGUUUUAUUUGCAAUGGCAGUAGUUGACCACAAAGGGGUGCUGUAGCCCAAACCUUCUUUUCAGUUGGUCGUGUGAGCUGCCCAGUCAUCUAACCUGAUUAUCUCAGCAUGCUGUACCCUGACACACACAGCCAAGGUUGAUUAGGGUUAGCAGGCAUCACUAUGGCUAGAGACUGUGUGUGUGUGUGUGUGUGUGUGUGAGAGAGAGAGAGAGAGAGAGAGAGAGAGAGCGCAAUGAGUUUCAGAGUAAAUCAGAAAGGGUUUAAGUGAUGUAACAGUCUCACUUUCUAAAUGCAUGUGUAAGACACAAUCACAUGCUUGACGCUGUGUUUUCUACUACAACAUCUUUGAAAGAUGUGUCCUCACACUGCAGCACACACACACACACACACACACACACAUAUAUAUAUAUAUAUACACACACACACAGACAGUAUAUUUUACAGCCUGUCAGUCUGUAAAAUCCUCAUCCCAUCCAAUCUACCCUCUGAUUGAAAAACGGACUCACAAACACACACUUCAGUGACAAGGCUCAGUAAUAGAACUUACUUAAAAUAACUUGUGUGUGUGUAUAGCCAGAAGUCAGUCUCUUGAUGAGACAUCAGCUUUUGGGGGCAGUAAUACUUCCUACCAAAUGGAAAUAGUCUGCUCUAUAUGUAUGUGUACAUGUGACUGACAUUAGUCAAACUGUAGGGAGCGAAACCUAUUUAUGCAUAGAAAUUGUGGAGACUCGGCCUUCUUUGUGGAGACCUAAAACACUGGAUUUUAGGGUGAUGGCUUGGGUUAGGGUGAGGUUAGUUUUAUGUUAGGGUUUGGCUCGGGCAGAUGGUGGUUAUAGUUAAAGUUAGGGUAGGUCUUCAGGAAAUGAAUUUAAGUCAAUGUAAUGUCCCCGUGAGGAAUGACAACAAACAUAUGUGCUGGUGCAGUUUGCCAUUUUGGCAGACUGGAGAAAGACAUCAUGCGCAGCACUGUCGGAGUUUGCAGAUGAUGACUUUAAGCUUAACUGUAACAUUUUAAUGUCAAAAUUCGCUCAUCGUUUUAGUCCAAGCACCAAAAGCUUAUGAGCAUGCCUUUCCCCUGUGGUUGAUACUAUAGAUUUUAUUAUUGCUUUAGUGUUAGAGAUAGAGAUUAGAAAUCAUGUCAGAGCUCGUGAAAUGAACAUUUACUGUAGGUCUGAAGAGGUCACAGUUUUCUGAUGUUGUUGUAUCAUAAAAGCCUCAAACUUCCAUCACUGUGGAAGUGAUUUAUGUACAUUUGUUUUAGGUGAGUAUGCCCUUUAAAACAUCCCACACAGUUCCCUCAGUGUGUUAAUGUUAAAGCUAAAUACUAAUGUGUGCAUUUUGGUACUUUAGGUUAGGAAUUAGUGUUUGUCUCUAUCAAAGCUUUCUGUUAGGUUUUAUUUAUUUCACUCUGUUUUCCUUCAUCCAUAACUGCAGAGGUUUUUCUUUUACACCAAACUGUUCAUGGUUGCUUUGUGUCUUUGUAUAUAUAUAUAUUAUGUGUAUGUGAAUUUUACUACUGACCACAAGUGCUGCAGAGGGAGGCAGGUUGGGAGAGGAUCAGUGAAGUCUGAGGGAAGAAACACACACCUCAAAGAAAGGAUUGUCUUUAGGUGAGACUGAGCAAGUCCUGUCUUGCUGUCUCCUUCCAGGAGCACUGACUGCCUGUCUGUCUGAUUAACCCCCACCUUAAUGCACACCCCUUGUAAACGAUCAUCUGUUUAAAUAGUUUUAUUUAAGUUUUCAUUGAUGGAAGUAGGUGAAAGAUUCAGAGUGUAAAUGGGUUUCUAUGUACCAAGUCCCCAUUAUAAAAUCAGUUUUUAAUGUGAAUUUUAAUGGGGGCUUCUGAAAUCAUCAUACAGCUGUGUAUAGCAAAGUAUUUAAGAUUUGGCACUGUGAGGAGAAGCAGCUUGAAGCCAGUCAUUUGGGGCAGAAACAACAACAUACACUCACUGGGGUGAGCACUUUCUUAAAAAUGAAAACACUGAGCUGUCUAGUUCUGAUAAUUUUACAGUCAAAGGCUGCCAGCCUGUUAAUCUCUGGCUUCCCUGCACUCUGUGUGCCACGCUGCGUACAGUAUUCAAGUGUUUCUGCUCUUCUCUAUCAUUUUGGACACUAAUGUAAACAGUCAGAAUUUACAGUGGACUCAGAGAUGAAACGGCAUCAGAUCAUUUCGAAUCAAAAGGUUUGUUUGCCAGACUGUCUGUCUGCUUUUAGGGUCAAGGUGUCCAAGCCAUUCCAACUCCUGUGGCAAGUAUUCAAAGUAAUGUAUUCUGUAUUUGUACAUUAUUACUAGGUACUCAAGACAUAUUAGAUCUUAUUGUCUGCUGUCUUUUCAUGUUUAAACACACUUUUGCUGCUCUGUUAUUGUUGCUUGUAAAAACCUUGUAUUCCCCUGACAUGGACCUGAAUACAACCACAGCGGGUUUUUAUUUUUUGUGUAAAAUGUAUCAAAUUGGUUCUUUAAGAGUUUCAAUGGCUGUUAGCACAAGAGUCAGUGGGCACAUUUUGAAUGUACAAUGGAGAAUUUAGUAGAGUUGGUUGAGACCAGGAUGAAGCUAAAAGUAGGGGAGAUAUUGGGUUAAAACAUAACUCCAAAUGUUGAAUGUGCAAAUAAGCAGUUGUUUGCGAACAUAUACAAUAGUAGCAUUGCUGGGCAUAAAACAUCAGUGCUUCUUUCUUUGGGGAACGCUACUUAUCUGUCAUCAUCUAGCAUUUCCUAUGAUACAAAAUGCUAAGUACCAGUUACGUUAAUCAGGAGUCUCUGCAAAAGCCCCUUUAAAACAUAAUUCCAAGGCACAAUUUAUCAACUUUCACGUGCAAGUUUCCUUCAGUAACCAUUCAGACUUUGGUAGGUGCUGCCUUGGCACACAGAGAUGAGAGAGGAGCACAGUUAAUAUGCUAAUGCUGUUAGCUAGUUUCCUUCCCACCACAAUGGAGCCUGGGGGUUGUUUCUUGUCAUGCCAUGAGCUUUAAACUCUGUUAUUUCUGUCCUGGUUAUGUUGAAAACACUCAUUUAAACAGACACACACUAUACCAUACACUGACUCAAACUCAGCAGCGUACCAUUAGCCACCAUGCUGACAUGGUGACUUUACUCUUAGUAGACAUUUGGUGUGGUUCCUCAGGUCCACCCUGAGGCCCCUGGCUGUUGUCUUCUCUCCCUCUUUUUAUGUUCCCAACUGUCCCAUUUCCUUGUCUCCAGUUUCACCCAGUAAUGAGACCAUCUUUUUCAUCUUGGACUAGUUAAUUAAAAGCAGCAACUGUGUGUUUGUGCACUUCAGAUAGCGACGGCAGCAUGUGAUAAAUAUUAGACAAGAUAUGUAGUGAGACACCAUAUAUGUAGUGUAUGUGAUUGUCGGAUAUAAGGGAAUACUAUACAGUGAUCCAGAUGUAAUAUUUGAUUGUUGAUUUAUAAUUAAUAUAAAGUAUAUGACUGGACAUUCAGUAAUAAACUUCCA